CAUCAAUUGGAGGUGGAAAUUAUGAAACAACUUGGACUACUACUAAAUCAGAUGGAUCAUUUGUUACAGAAUCAGGAAUUGUAUCUCGAUCUGGAUCUUCAUUAACUACAAUCACUACCUUUGCUCCUGAAAUUUCAUCAUCAUCAAUCGGAGGUGGAAAUUAUGAAACAACUUGGACUACUACUGAAUCAGAUGGAUCAUUUGUUACUGAAUCUGGAAUAGUAUCAAAAUCAGGUGAAUCAUUAACUACAAUCACUACAUUUGCUCCUGAAUCUCCUACAAGUGGACCUCAAUAUCCAUACUGGAACUCAUCAUCAUCUAUAGUGCCAUCAACACCACUCACCUCAAGUUUGGGAGAAUUGAAUUCAGUAACACCUUCAACUCACAAUGGAAAUUUAGGUCAAACCAUUGAAACUGAUGAAAGUCAUAGGGAGUCAUCUACAGUAAUCGUUGGUCAAGGAAAUGGUAAUCAACAUGAAUCUACUAUAGCUAAUGGUCAAACUGAAGUUGCUGUUACAUCCAACGCCGUUGAAACUAAUGCUGAAUCUGAAGGAGCUGCCAAUACACCAGUUGCUAGUGCUGAUACUCCUGUUGUUACUGCUGAUACUCCUGUUGCUACUGCUGAUACUUCUGUUGUUACUGCUGAUACUCCAGUUGCUUCCGUUGAUAUUCCAGUUGCUACUGCUAAUACUCCAGAUGCUACUGCUAAUACUCCAGAUGCUACUGCUAAUACUCCAAUCACCACUGCUACUACUUCAACUAAAUCAGAUGAAACCGGAGAAACAAACGAUACAGAAAUUAGUCAAACAACAAUUGCAGGUGACUUUGGUUCGGACUCAGCUGUUUCAACUUCAAUAUCUACUGAAAUUAGUCCAAUUACAACAUUAAGUCAACAAUCUACAUCAAUAGUAUCAUCAAUUCCAUCAGUUAGUACUUAUGAGGCAUCAGGUUCUGCUUUGAAAGUUUCAACAAUAUUCAGUUUAUUGGUGACUAUUCUUUCAAUCAUGUUUUAG
This is a messenger RNA of Lodderomyces pseudojiufengensis, 1013 nucleotides long. RefSeq lists its product as uncharacterized. Lineage: Eukaryota; Fungi; Ascomycota; Pichiomycetes; Serinales; Debaryomycetaceae. The transcript has a single exon. The annotation marks the transcript as partial. The record is from RefSeq and is a predicted model, not a curated record.